GUCCAACUAAGUAUGCACAUUGUUUUAAGUAAUCAAAAUCUUCAAGUAGAUUUGGUUGUCUAAACUUUGUAGCUAUUCUUAACUAAUGUUAAGACCAUGCAGCGAACCAAGGGAACAGAGGCACUAUAAAAUCUUCAAGAAUCUAACGAGAGAUCUGUUGAAAGAUUAGAUUUUUGGGUAUGGAGCCAGGGAACUGGGAGAUCCAAGCAUAGAUACAUCACCCCCGGACAUGUUUUUGCCAUUUUUGUUUAGAUAAACAAUGGACUUUCAUUGUUUAUUAACUUUAACAUGUUACUCUUUCUGAAUACAAAUGUAAUUAACUUCAGUAGAGAGAAUCUAUUGAUUACUUUCAGAAAUACAUAUUCUUAAGUCUUUGAAAUAUUUUUUUCCUGAUGCAUACGGCUCCAGAUUCGCAGACAUAACUGAGGAUGUUUUUGAUAAAGAAUCUAUCUACUAGGUCAAAAUAAACUGCCAAAAACUAAGAUUAAUUCAUCAGUAGCACCUGUAUGUUUUUAAUUGGUUUCAUGUGGCAUUGCAAAGUUGGAAAAUUAGCAAAAGAUGUUGCAUUCCUCAAGAGCAUGUGGUGUUGUACCCUGUGGUGACCAAUGAUUUAGGAAGUAUCAAUCAUGUUUAUUAUUGUUCUCAAGGUGAAGUCACGUGUAGAAGGUAUGAAUCAUGUGCACCUGUGUGUGUUCUUGAGCCCAGUUGCCUAUUUCGUGCAUGUUGUUUCAGAUGAUCAUGCUUGCAUAAGUCGAAACUUGUAAGUUCAAGUACAGAGAAUGGCUAGACGCAGAGUUGCUAACGAGAAACUUAAGAGGAGUGUUUUAAUUCCUCUGGUUCUUUCUUAGAUUUUGAGAUAAUCGUUUCUUUAAUCUUCUCUGCUAGCAACGUUGGCUGGGCUUCGAAUGGAAGAAAGCGUAGCCUUCCCAAUCAAUUGCUGCACGCAAACCAUCCCUCUCGUGGACAAAAAGAAUCUCAUUCAUGGCGAUGAACACGCUGCCAUUGAAGAGCUUGAACGCCGAAUUUGGAGAGACGAGAUGCUGCUGAAGCGCUUGAAGGAGCAACGGCAGAACCAGCACAAGGUGCAAGGCGGAGACUCCGCAAAGAACGAGCAAGCCCGACGGAAGAAGAUGUCUCGCGCCCAGGACGGCCUGCUCAGAUACAUGCUCAGAAUGAUGGAAACAUGCCGCGCCCAAGGAUUCGUAUACGGUAUAAUUACAGAGAAGGGGAAGCCUGUGAGCGGCGCAUCCGACAAUUUGAGAGGCUGGUGGAAGGAAAAGGUCAGGUUCCACCGCAACGGGCCUGCAGCUAUCGCAAAGCAUCAGGCUGACAAUGCAAUUCCGGGUUCAGAUGGCGGCGCCGCGAAGCCCGGUGCUGCGGCAGGGCCUCGUAUCUUGCAAGAGCUGCAAGACACGACUUUGGGCUCGCUCCUGUCGGCCCUCAUGCCGCAUUGCGAUCCGCCUCAGAGAAGGUUUCCCCUGGAGAAGGGAAUCGCGCCGCCUUGGUGGCCGACUGGGGAAGAGGACUGGUGGCCCCAGAUGGGGACACUCGCUGACCGAGGCCCGCCGCCGUACAGGAAGCCCCACGAUCUGAAAAAAGCUUGGAAGGUCAGCGUCCUGACUGCUGUAGUCAAGCAUAUGCUGCCUGAUAUCCACAAGAUCCGUAGGAUGGUGAGGCAGUCCAGGCGCCUUCAGGACAAGAUGACGGCCAAGGAGAGCGCGGCAUGGCUGGCUGCCGUGAAGCAGGAGGAAGAUGUGUACGCGAAGAACAAGCUCCAGUUCCCUUUGUCGUGUAGCUCCCAGACGAAUCCAAGUCCCAUCGACAUUUCUAGUCUGGGAAUUUCUUCCGACGGACAGAGAUCGAUCAGCGACUUGAUGGGGUUCUAUGAAAACGAGAUCAAUGACGACGAGCCCAUGAACUCAAGUCCUCAAGACAAACAUUUUCAGCCUGGGAUUCAAACAGAUGGCAGAGUGAGUCGCUUGAUGCCAGUUUUUGAGUAGAGAUACAAGAACAAAAUCGGCGAAAGCUUCUCUUCUGGUAUCAGUGACAUAUCAUUUCAUAAGACUGGAGCUUCCAACUGGUUUUAGUGAGGAAAUUUGGCAAUGGCAGCUUCGAUGGUGAGUAAUGUUGUUAGCUCAUCCUGUACUAAGAAUCUACUUUAGAUGCUAGUGCUCGGCUCUGGAGCUUGUUCGAGCUUGCUUUGUACCGAAUCUAAUGCACAGA
Messenger RNA from Zingiber officinale, 2223 nucleotides. Its product is annotated as protein ETHYLENE-INSENSITIVE 3-like 1a. Gene Ontology annotation, molecular function: DNA-binding transcription factor activity; DNA binding. The record is from RefSeq and is a predicted model, not a curated record. Bases 906 to 2000 code for a protein of 364 amino acids. Lineage: Eukaryota; Viridiplantae; Streptophyta; Magnoliopsida; Zingiberales; Zingiberaceae. Gene Ontology annotation, cellular component: nucleus. The transcript has a single exon.